Molecule: messenger RNA, 1849 nt
Organism: Amborella trichopoda
Lineage: Eukaryota; Viridiplantae; Streptophyta; Magnoliopsida; Amborellales; Amborellaceae
Source: RefSeq, a predicted model, not a curated record
UGGGGUUUUUGUUAUUGAAAAUGUCUCUGAGGAUCAAAGUGGUGGUGGAUAAGUUUGUGAAGGUGUUAAAGGAGGUUCUAGAUGCAGAUAUUCAGGAUCGAAUUAUGAAGGAGAGAGAGAUGCAAAGCUACAUCGAAGAAAGGGAGCGAGAGGUUGCAGAGAGAGAGGCAGCUUGGAAAGCUGAGCUUUCGCGAAGAGAGGCUGAGAUUGCUCAGCAGGAGGCAAGGUUGAAGAUAGAAAGAGAGAACCUAGAAAAGGAGAAGAGUGUUCUCAUGGGUACGGCAUCAAAUCAAGACAACCAAGAUAGUGCUCUUGAAAUCACUGUUAGCAGGGAGAAGUAUUGCUACCUCAGAUUUUCAAAAGCAAAGGAAUGAGAGUGGAUCCUCUGAUCAAGGAGAAGUAUGUGCAAAGUUAGUGCUCUUUCACCUUUCAUUUAAAGGUAAUGCGGAUUAUGUUAUAUCAUAUUGCGCUGACAAAUUGGUUGCAAUUUAGGGUCUCGAAAUUUUCUUGGGUUCUGUUGUAAUGAUGAAUUGUAAAUUGGAUGGGUUUAUUUCAUUAUUGCUUGGACAGGAAAAUACGCCUUUUUCUCAAUAAAUAUUUUGUUAUUUGUUGUGUAAAAAAUGCUUUCCUCUUUUUGUGUUUCUUUCUAGUUUAUGUACCGUCAUAUUAUAUUUUAUAGAAAAGUCUGAAGUAUAUUAAAUCUAACAAUAGUCUUAAUUGUAUUCUAUUAAAUCUAACAAUAGUUUUAAUUGUAUUUUUUCAUGGAUCAGUUGGAAUGAUCAAUUAGUUCCCUAUGGUAAUGUAACUGGUAAUCUGAUCGGUUCAUUCAAUGGGAAUAUGAUUCAAUUUGUCGCGUGGUAUUGUUACAUUUUUGCAGUGUAGUUAGGUUGUUGUGACCUGUGGAGAUACUCGAGGGAUAUCUUUUCGAGGCUUUUUGACAUUGUUUUGAUUUGUUUCAAGGGAAAGUUUAUUUUAUGGCCAUAGCAUUGCAAAGUCGCACAUAAAACUCACUGCUAAAGAUUAAUGGAUUUCGAUUUGACCUCAUGGGGCAUUUAAUGAAAUGUACCGUGCUUAAAGCUAAAAUUGCUCUCCAUAGUUUGACGACAUCUAAGGAUGCGGUUGAUGGUAGCAAAAUUUAUAUGUGGGGAAGGAUGGGACUUUGGUGAGGUUGCAAAAAAUGCACGUGGAGUAAAUGCUUCACAAUUUAAUCAUGGAGGGAUCGGUAUUGGAGCUUCAAUGAUCGUUAAGUGAUGCUGUAGUUGGUGGAUCUCCAUUUGGACCUCCGCUUCAACAAGGUUUUGUGACAGGUUUGUUCUCAUGUGGUCAAUAUGGACGAUGGCUUGCACGCUGCUGAAGGUGCAACAGUGAGAAUUGUCCCACAUCCAAAAUAUCAAGGGGCUUUCAUGUCUAUAAAAGACGUGAGGACGAGUACAUGACCAGCUCGUAAAUGAAUGGGAUAUGGGAUAAGUUAUUGAACCAAUUCUUCCAGGUAGCUUUCUUCGAGCUCGAGCUAUAGGACUGAUGCCCAUGAUUGACCAGGGUGAGAAGGAUGAAAAGAUAAUUGCAGUGUGUGCGGAUGAUCCAGAAUAUCGACACUACACUAACAUCAAAGAACUCCCUCCUCACCGUCUACAAGAGAUUAGGCGAUUCUUUGACGAACAAACUGCUCCCCUCACAUAGUUUGAAAUUACAGUAAUUCAUUAAAACUGUAUGGUAUGUGAUAGGGGGGGGUUUAUUUCUCUUCUUAUUUAAGUAGGUUUAACAUGUGGUAUGUGCUACAGGGAUCUUUAUGCAACCUACAUCUUGAAAAGCUUGAGACGUUAAUGGACCAUACGAUUGGAUAUCUAUG